AUGACAGAAGUUAAAGAAGACAAGUCAAUGUUACCAUUUGACGUCCUUCAAAACAAGAUUAGAGCUCUCAUGGAAAAGGAGAAACAAAUCAAAGAAGGUGAUCAAGAAGAGGAAGAGGAAGAUGGUGAAAAGGAAGAAGAUAAAGUAGAACAAUCCGAUGAUGAUGAUGAAGCUAGAUCAGGUGAAGCAUCAGAUGAAAUAGAAGAUGAAGAUGAAGAUAAUCAAGAAAGUGGUCAAGAUGAUGAUGAUGAUGAUGAGAAUAGUGCAGCUGAAGAAGAAGAACAAGAAGGAGGAGAAGAAAAUCAAGAUGGAGAAGAUGGAGAGGAAGAAGAAGAUAUUGGAAUGUUUGGAGUUGAAUUGACAAAGUUGAUGGAAUUACAAGGUGAUGACAAUGGAGAUGUACCAUUAAUCCUCAUUGUAUUGAUAGAAAAGGUCAUUGCUUUGAGAGGACUAAAGACUGAAGGCAUCUUUAGAGUCAAUGGUAAUUUGGCCGAUGUUGAGAAACUUGCUACCGAGGGAUUUGACCCAGAGGAUGAGCAAUCUCCAAAAAGACGUAUUGAAUACGGUUGGAUUGUUCUUUGGACAACUUUUAAGCGACAGAAAUAUAGUGCACACCAAAAUGACGUUGGAAAGCGUCUCGAUAAUCCUCACACCAACCCUCUUCAAACCUCGAGUACAAGUGUCUCUUGA
Messenger RNA from Cavenderia fasciculata, 690 nucleotides. RefSeq names its product RhoGAP domain-containing protein (gene gacV). The record is from RefSeq and is a predicted model, not a curated record. Gene Ontology annotation, molecular function: GTPase activator activity. Lineage: Eukaryota; Evosea; Eumycetozoa; Acytosteliales; Cavenderiaceae. Gene Ontology annotation, cellular component: cytoplasm. The coding region runs from base 1 to 690 and encodes 229 amino acids. Gene Ontology annotation, biological process: signal transduction. The transcript is spliced from 2 exons.